Molecule: messenger RNA, 867 nt
Organism: Trypanosoma rangeli
Lineage: Eukaryota; Euglenozoa; Kinetoplastea; Trypanosomatida; Trypanosomatidae
Product: aldose 1-epimerase-like protein
Exons: 1
Coding region: 1-867 (288 amino acids)
Biological process (GO): carbohydrate metabolic process
Molecular function (GO): isomerase activity; carbohydrate binding
Source: RefSeq, a predicted model, not a curated record
AUGACCCAAUCGGUUGUUGUGGCAAAACACAGCGAUGGCUCCUCCAUCACUGUGCACACGCAGGGCGCCCACCUUACCAGUUGGCGCAAUGCGGGAGGUGAGGAGCUUCUGUACACAAGCCCGGCUGCCGUGUAUAAGGAAGGGACGCCAAUUCGAGGUGGGGUUCCCAUCAUCUUUCCACAGUUUGGGAAUCUUGGAUCGCUUCCUUCGCACGGUUUUGCGCGUAUUCGUAAGUGGAAGGUGAAUGAAGUACAAAGCGGAAUGGCAUCCUUCAUACUGGAAGUGCCCGCAACUGAUCUUCAGACGCAGAAGAUGGAAGUCAAACAAGACAAGAAUACAUCGUUGGUAGGCAACGUUACCCUGUUGUACACUAUCACAUUCAACAACAAGCAGCUGCAGCUGCAGAUGGAAGUCGCAAGUCAUGUUCCUGACGAGAAUGUUAAAUUUACGUUUGCGUUUCACACAUAUUUUGCGGUUGAAGACGUCACACGUACUUUGGUUAAUGGGGUGAACUUGACCUCUUACAUUGAUAAUCUGUCAAACGAACGCAACCUUCAAGUUCCACAGCAGCUGUGGACCUUUACAAAAGAGGUGGAUCGCAUCUACAAUAAUCAAAAGUGCGCGGUAUUGUUGUUGGAUAUGGGGAAACCUCGGACGACGCAUAUAUCAAGUGAACAUCUUCCAGAUGUUGUGGUGUGGAAUCCUUGGGUAGCGAAAACAGCCAGAAUGAAGGAUCUUCCCACUGACGGCUACAAGAAAUUUGUCUGCGUGGAGCACGGUUCCAUAUUAAAGGAGGUGACGCUCCCGCCCAAAGGUAUAUGGAAAGCGUCGCAGUGCAUUCAUUUACUUUCCUUCUCCAAAAUGUAG